GCCCAGGACGAAUGAAAGCUGAAAAGGAAUGGACUUAUUGUUUGAUGCUCGCGAGAACUAGAUGGAGGUUGCUGUUGAAGUCCUGUACAUGGGCGUCUUCCUUGCUCUAUCCUCAUCUUCGCUUCACAGCUUGCUGCGCAGAUCAAGCGCCCGAGUCACGUCUGACAACCAGUUUCUUCAUCGACAUCGACAUCUCAGCAUCACAUCUGGUAGUCCUGUUAUCAAGCAAGCCCGCAUUUCUAUCGUUCUUCACUCACCCUUAUCUCCAUCGCCAGCAAGAAUUAUCUCUGAGACUCGGAGACAUCUACUCGACUCCACCGCGUUGUCUUCUCUAGCAUGUGUCUCGCAAAUUACCUCAGCAAGCAGUUCCCGUAUCUCUGCAAACAUUCCCCGGUUGACAACCAUUUACAAGUAUCGAUACCUCAAUGACUCAACCAUCGAGCAGGAACGCAUUAGGACUACUUGGAUUCUUGAACAUCUUUUCCUCGUGCAAAUCAGAAGACAGCAUCAACUUUCGACUGCCUACUGGACUUCAGGAAGCUGUCAAGCGCCAUCCUUAUCCGAGGGUCUAUGCACUACUGAAGAAGACUCUUCUCCUUCCACGCUUC
Messenger RNA from Suillus paluster, 608 nucleotides. RefSeq lists its product as uncharacterized. The transcript is spliced from 2 exons. The annotation marks the transcript as partial. Lineage: Eukaryota; Fungi; Basidiomycota; Agaricomycetes; Boletales; Suillaceae. The record is from RefSeq and is a predicted model, not a curated record.